AUGGCGCCGGUGCAGACUUCGUUUUUACACUCCGUUUUCAUCGUAGUUGGCGUGAAUAUCUUUUUUACAACAGCCGCUUUACCUGGCAUGUUAUUCCCUAAAGACUCGGAGCGCCGAGAGGUCAAAGAUUUGAGCGGAAUCUGGGAUUUUCGCGCCGAUAUGUCAGACAACAGAAAUAGUGGGUUUGAGGGUAUGUGGUUUGCCAAACCAUUAUGGCAGGUAAGUUUAACUAAAUAUUACGAUAAUUAAAUUCUGUUCUUAAGACAGUUACAAAUAUCAAGAUACGCCUUUAUGUACUUUCGUUAAAUCAUAAAGCCUCCGAGAAAAAUCUCAAAUCGUGUAAGCGGAAAUUGCCUCGCACAACAGGAAGAACUGCCAGGGAAUCCUCUUCUGAUUUCAGCUUCUACAAUCAUUUGCGCUUUUCAAGAAAUUCACGAAUUGGCCUUUGUGUUCAGUUGAGUGUCUUCUUUUCCUAUUCCUUAUCAUCGAUUUCCAUCUUAGAUACACAUUUCAGUUUACCUGUAGGCAAAUAACUAAACAUUUAAGGCAAACGGGUGUAAAACGUUUUCCAUCCGGAAACACAGGAGAAUUAAAUUAAUUAAAUUUAAAUGGUUUUGAACUUAGGAAUUAAAGGUUACAUAUUGUUAGAAAUUUGAAAGAAUUCAACUUGACACUUGAAAGAAUUUAACUUAAACACAGGAAAACAUGGCCUUUGAGAAAUAUAAUUCCUUUCAACAUUUAAAUAAUUAAUUUCUUGUUAAAAUGAUUUCCACAUGCACUACUGAUUACUUUGAUUGGACAAUUGAAUUAACACUUUCUAACAGGUCUCUUGUGUCAUGCAGUCCAAAAUUGCUCUCUAUUCCAGCUUAAAUAUUGUUAUCUUAUGUGUGCAUUAUGUUCUCAUAUUUCUUUCAAAUAGUUCAUCCAAUCAAAAUGCUGGUAAUAUUUUUCUAUUUUGAGAUGAUUGCCUUGGAAGUUGCACCCAGCUUUUGCUUGCAAGUAUAUUUUUUUCCUGGUUGAUAAUCAGCAAAUAUACAAACAAAAUGUUAAAAAAAAAUGAAAAAAUCUUAAUCAAUCAAGUAAGGAAAACAUUUUGUGUUUUUCAAGUCCUGUCUGACAUAAAUUACAUUUUCUUGUCAGUUUUAUUAGUUGGAUAGUAAACAAUUUAAUAGUACAGUCACCCUUACAAUAUUGACUGACCUAUGCAACUAGAUAAAUAGCUGAUGGAUUGCACCUAUAUGUAGUAGUUGACUGAUCAUUAACCAACAUACUAUCUGGUAGUAUGUAUGGAUCACAUUUUAGGGUUUUUGGGAAGAAGCAAUGAUGGAGUCGUGGGAGUGAUAAAUUUAACCAGCUCAGCCCCAUUUUUUGCCUUUUUCCAUCUGUUUUCUAGCCUUCAUACAUUUUUUUGCAAUAUGUCUUAAAGCCUUGCUCUUUUACCUGAGUUUAUAGUAGAAGAAGUUUAUCACUCAGUGUCUAAAGGCUCUGGUUUGAGAAAUCAAGGGUGUACAACUCUCAAUAACUUUCCUAAAAGUAAAGUUACAUAUGCAAUUAGUCCCAAGAAAAUAAGAGAAAUUCACCCGUGACAUCUGGAUUCUGAUAGAGCAGAGCCCUGAUCAGAGCUCUUUUCUCUGUUGUAAAAUUCUUUGAUGUUUUUUUUCUUGUUUAUGAUUUCUUGUUGUUGUAGUCUGGGAGUGUAAUUCCAAUGCCUGUUCCAUCAAGUUACAAUGAUAUCACUGAAGACAGGAAAUUGAGGGACUUCAUUGGCUGGGUUUGGUAUGAAAAAGAGGUUUAUGUCCCAAGAUCAUGGGAAACCAAUACCACAAGAGUCGUCCUUAGAUUUGACAGUGCAAACUACAACACCAUUGUGGUAAGAUUGCUUUCUGUCAAGUGAGAUUCUUAUCUUAUCUUGUGUAAGACACUUUGCCUUUAUGGAAACUUUCUCUUUCCUAUAGGAGUGUAAAGGAAUAUUAGUGAACUGCCAGAGAAAUUAAUCUAAUGAAAUACAGGAGGUUGUCUAUGAAGAACUAGCAGUCCAUCCAGGAGAAUUAAUAAUGAUCUGAUUCACUUCAUGCUGCCAAAAAAUGGAUAAGCACCUGGGUUGUGGGCCAUUCAACUGAUGUGUAUACCCUUUUUACAUGUUUAAUUUUCAUUUUAGUGGUUGAAUGGAAAAGAAGUUAUGAGACAUGCAGGAGGACAUCUUCCAUUUGAAGUGGAUGUCACACCUCUGCUUACCUUUGAAAAACCAAACAGGAUCACUGUUGCUGUCAAUAACACACUUACACCCAUGACACUCCCCCCAGGGGAGAUCCAAUAUCUCACUAAGGGGGACUGGUGAGUACUUAUUCAACUGCUCUGUCUAGUUUCUACUACACACUUGUGAGAGCACCUGUUCUCAUGAUAAAGGGUUUUGCUUUAGAACCAGUGGACACUGAACUUUGACUGUAGCAUAGAAAUGUAAUAUAAAUUACAUGAUAAAAUUUUAUAACUGUAAAGCCUUCAACUCAACAUCCUUCUGUUUCAACAAUUAUUUGAAACUUAAAAACCUUACUAAACUUUUGAAUCCAGUACUGAUCAAAAUGUAAUGUCUCUCUACAUCACUAAUAUAUUUUGGGGAGAUAAAUUAUGACAUUGUAGUUGCAGUUAAGCAAUGAUAUGUUAUUGUUUUGAUAUAACACCUGAUGUAAUUGUGAAUAUGUGGCAGUGGGCUGGGAGAUUUCAAAGUCACGUAUAUUAUAAACAACAGCGUAUUACCUUAACCCUUUAACUCCCAGAAGUGAUUAACAUGAAACUUCUCCCUAUAAUAUCCAUACUUUAUCCAGCAAAGGGCAAAUGAGAAUGCCCAAACUUAUCAGGUAGAAGUUGUUAUCUUGAUCUAGUACCAAAUUCCCCAAACUUAUUUACCAAGAAUUGUGUAAAAGCUGGAAAGAAGAACUAACAAUCAGAUCUUGGGAGUUAAAGGGUUAACUGAGUAUUCUUGGUUUGAACCAUGAAAAAAGUUUUUCUUCCGACUUAUUCUUUGAUUUGUUAUCUUUUCUCAGGUAUCCACCCGGAUUUUUUGUUCAGAAAUAUACUUUUGAUUUCUUCAACUAUGCUGGUAUUCAUCGUCCAGUUAAAUUAUACACCACACCUGUUGUUUAUCUCUCUGAUAUCACAGUGACAACAAAUUUCUCAGACAAUGUUGGUGAGGUCAAAGUUCUUGCAACUGUGUCGUCAAUCAAUACUAUUGCCAUGCUUCCAAAAGGUGAUAUCACCGUGGAAUAUCUUCUGUAUGAUAAAUCUGGAUUUGUUGUUGCCUCAGCUGGAGGUCCUGAUAUGUUUGAAGAAACUUUGUCUGUCAAGAAUCCAAUGCUAUGGUGGCCAAUUGGAAUGAGUGAUAAACCUGCAUAUUUGUACUCACUAAAGGUUGUUGCCAUAAAUUUUUAUUUACGAAUUAAUAUAUAUUAGUGACCAUUUUUUACGUCAAGGUGGCUUAAGGUCAGCAAAGAUGCUUUCAUGUGUGUGUUCAUAACAGAGAUAAAGUUAAUUAGGGACCAGUUGUAUAAAGGGCAGAUAAUGUUAUGUAACAGCAGAUAAAUUGCUAUCCAGUGGAUAAGUGAUAGCAAAACAUGCUAUGCCAUCCAUUGGAUGGAGAUUUAUCCAGUAGAUAGCAUUUUCCAACAUUUGAACCACCAGGGCAAGGUUGAUGAAGAAGAAAAGUAAUGCAGCCAGAAUCCUGCAAUAUUGACUGACAAGCUGGAUUUUUUAUAUGGCUACAACAUAACACCAAAGAGUUGAAAUAAAUUGGUAAUAAAAAUCUAUAGGAUUUUCUUUGUUUUGGCCAUCUAAAGACUUGUUUAUGACUCUCCCGUAGCCUAAACUGUUGGGUAAUAAAAUAUCUUUUCCCUUGCAAUAAAAAAAACAAAUUUUUAGAAGCAAACAUUAAUUUUCCUUUUUGUGGGAUCAAAGUAGAUAAUCCUAGGUUAGGAAGAUUAGGGAUCAUCUGAUUUACUACUUUUGCCUUGGAUAUCCAAUAAAUCCUACUUCCUGUUUCUAAUUUUUUUCCUGUUUUAACUUAUGUGGUAUUCUGCAGGUGGUUGUUCGGUCUGCAUUGUUUACUCUAGAAGAUGUGUAUUACCUCCCUGUGGGUAUAAGGACUGUCAAAGUUGAAGGAACCAAUCUUCUUAUAAACAACAAGCCAUUUUACUUUAAAGGAUUUGGAAAACAUGAAGAUGCUGAUGUAAGGAUAAGUGUGUAUUGUAGAUAUUUAAUUACUAUUAUAAUAAUGACAAAAUUUGAUUUGUGAUUCUCAGCAACCCAAUGAUCAGUGUCAGUGCUCCAAGUUACAACCAUUUUGGUUGCCAUGGCAUGUAAAAAAUAUAUUUGGUGACUAAAUUUUUGACAAAAGUCACCAAUUAGUGUCUAAACUUUUGACAAAAGUCACCAAUUGGUGACUAAACUUUUAACAAAAGUCACCAAUUAGUGACUAAACUUUUGACAAAAGUCACCAAUUGGUGACCAACAGAUUCGAAAAAAAGAGAGAGGGCAAAGGAUGACCAAAAAUUUGUUUAUGGGGAACAAUUUACAAUUGGAGGUUGCCAAAAGGGGACUCUUUGAAAAAUUGAACUUGAACUCUGUUGCAAAAGGUCUGUGUUUGAGUCUUAAUGGCUCAGUGGCCAUUGCGUUUUAAUUUGGGAAAGAUUCUUUGCUCUCACUGUACCAAUUCUCCACCCAGGAGUAUGCAUUUGUACCAACAAACUGUCAGGUAAACCUAAAAAAAUGCGGGGGCAGGGGGUGGAGGUAAAAAGGUGUAGGACAAGCUUUCCAGUAUGGUGGCUUGUAUUAGGUUCUCAGGUAUUGCAAACUUGCAAAAAAACCGGCACAUGAAAGAUGUGAAGCAAGCAGUGGUUGUGGUAGCAAUUAAGCUAAUGCUUGCUUUUUUUGCAAAAGCCAUUCUUCAAAUGGUCACCUUUUUGCUCACCUCCCCUGACUUGGAGCCAGUAACAGGAUUCUCAUCAGGGAUGGUUAGUCAUACCCCUAUUCCCUAUAAAAAUUAUUUUAAAAGUUGAUAUGACACACUCCCAGUCACUUAUUGACCACAAUGCUUGCAAGGUUCAGUCCUAAUAAUAGCCACUUGCAAUUUUCUUCAAAGAUUCGUGGUAAGGGUCUGGAUUAUGUAAUGAUAGCCAAAGACUUCAAUCUUCUGAAAUGGCUAGGUGCUAACAGCUUUAGGACAAGUCACUAUCCCUACGCUGAAGAGAUCAUGGAUAUGGCUGAUCAGCAAGGAAUUGUUGUGGUGGAUGAGUGCCCUGGAGUGGGAAUUGGAGUGUAAGUUGUUUUGGGCUAAAAUAGAGUGCUAACUGUUAGUUAGCAAUCAGCCGCUUGGGCAAUAAAUUUUAAAAUGAUUUCUGCCGUUCUUUAGAGUCAUCACUUUAUUCUUCUCCAAGGAACGUAUGCUCAGUGUCCCAAUGUCCUCAAUGUUUUUGACAAAUUCUACACAUAUAUGAAACAUAACACGUAGGAAUUGACCAAACUAGUCAGGCGGUUGUACCAAUUUAACAAUGUACCCUAUAAAAAUCAGGAAUAAAAUUGCCUAUUUCUUUUUGAUGGAUGAAUGAUCCCAAGAUUCUCCUGUGACAUACUGAUUGUAUUAUCUCCAUUGAAUAUUCUUUCAGAACAUAGAGACAGUUUGAAGUCCAAAUUAGCCUACUCUUUUUUUUUUUUUUUUUCUUUCUUUUUUUUUUUGUCAGUAAUAACCUCGGUAAAGAAUCCUUGGAACAUCACAGAGAAGUCAUGGAAGAGUUGAUUCGCCGCGAUAAGAACAGACCAGCAGUCGUUAUGUGGUCUGUAGCUAAUGAACCAUGCAGUGACAAGCCCAAGUCGGUGCCAUACUUCAAGUGAGAACAAACCACAAUGGCGGAUCCGAAAUAGAGCAAUUUUUUAUUGAGUUUCGGAAGUAAUUCGAAACUGCAUUAAUUUUGCUUUACCCCACUCUGUGAUUGGACCAGAAAUCUUGAGCCAUCCUCUCAACCAAUCAUAUUCAAAACCGAAACCAGUCCGACUUGUCCACACGCACUUUUCCGCGCCUUGCUCAGAUUACUCGAUUUCAAUUGAUGUCCUCAUUGACCCGCUGUAUUAUCUUGCAUUCUGAUUGGCUGAGAUGAUUGGCUUGAGCACCUGCAUUGGUCUUACUUUACUGAAAUUUCAACCAAUCAAAUGCCAAAUGCGUUUUCCCGCGUUUCACGGAGGGUGCAUUUUUUUAAUGUGAGCUCUCAUUGGCUCUUUCAGAGAUUUCCUUUGUUCGGAGAUUGACCAUCUUGAUUGCUUUUGUUUUGCUCUUUUACCACCCCAUCGAAAAGCAAUAUAUCUGAUUAAAAUAAUCGGAAUUACCGUAUUUUGCCAUGAAACGAUCUCUAUUACUUUAGUUUGGGAUUUCAGACACUUAUUUGUAAAGUUCACAAACAAACUUUAAAGUCUCAGCCUACGUUUUCGACAAUCAAUUAACCGUAAGGAGACUCCUUAAUCUUAAUUUUAUUUCGUGUUAAGAGCAUUUCUACUUCCAUAGGAAAGUAUGUAAGAUCACUGUAGAUUCAUAUUCGCCCUUACGAAGGGCUAACGCUCGAAAUGUCAGCUUUUUAGCUCUUCACGGUGGCCAAUUUACGUUAUCAAUUCUGUCGAUAAUACCAAAUUACUCUGUCACAUUCUUUUCGCUGAGACUUAAUUCUCCAAAAACACAAGAGGGUACCGAGAGCCAUACCCUGACCAUUAGCAAACUGCCUUUCCAAUACACUUGUACCAACAGUUAACAGCCCCGCAAAGACUCCAAACGUCGACCAACUCAAUGUAAGAUGAAAUCAUUGCAAAUUUUAGAUUUACCUAUGUUAUGCCUUGUGUGUUCUUCUUAGGACCCUAUUUGAUGAUACACGCCGACUGGACUCAACGCGACCUGUGACAUUUGUAACAAUGUUCAAAGCCUGGAAUGAUAAAGUUGUGAGUAACAGAUGCUUUCGGUAAAAGUUAUGUUAUUCCUUUGGGCUCACUUUAUUAGAGCCCGAGCUCACUCGUACAUGGUUGACUGAGUAAUCGGGCCCCCGACACCAUCUUAAUCACUUUAGGCCAAAUAUCAUUUUUUGAUCUCAACUUUGUCGCUUUCUAUUUGUGCGUAUACCUUAUAAUGCCCUUUAAGCAGGUCACCCUAAAUUCACACAUUUGUAAAACUGAAUAUAGAACACUUUACUUCUCAUCUACAGUACAAACAUUCUGGUACAUUUGCAAACUAUAAAUAGGUAAAUAUUUAUAAACGUUCCGGAAUUUUCUAAAUCUCAAAAUCCUGAAAAAAGUGCGACCCGAUUGUGGCAACUCUAUUGAAAAUUUAACCCCGUUAUAGUCAAUCCAGUCGGGAAAAUGCAACCCCUUUCAGCGGCACAUCUCCAAUAGCCCAUUUCUACGUAGUGUCCCCCUCCGGGAUCGAACCACCAUUGCGUUUUGCAGUAUCUUAGUUCGUAUCCCUUCCAUUUUUACAGGUGCAGUUCUGUGAUGUGAUAUUCUGCAAUCGUUAUUAUGCCUGGUACCACGACUAUGGCCAGACCCAACUUAUUUCUAAACAGUUAGAGCGAGAGCUGAGGGACUGGUUUGAUACUCACUCAAAACCGGUUGUACAGGCUGAAUAUGGAGCUGACACUGUGGCCGGUAUGCACGUGGUACGUGCCCAUAGUUUCUCUGGUUUUACAUCGCUGUGUUGUAUGAUUGGUAAAGAAAAUUCGCACCAACCUUUCAACCAAUCAAAUACAAAUCUAAAAUUAGUCACGACUUGGUAGCUCGCGUUUUCCCGCGCCUCAGGAAGUGUGCUUGGUUGCACUUAAAUCUAUCAUGACGAGAAAGAAAUUCCUAUGUUCUAAUUGACCGCUCUAAUUACUUUUGUUUUGGUCUUACCACAGUCUAUCAAAAAGCGCUCUAUCUGUGUAAAUUCUGAUUGGAAUUUUAUAUACUUAGUGACAGAUUUCACUGCGUUGAUCGCCUGGGACGUAUGGUCUGGAUAUUCUUCUUGGUUAUCAUUUGUGGCUGUUGUUUAUGUUUUUUUCUUUAGGCAAGUUUUACACUUACUCAACAAAUUGCAAAUAACAUUAAUUGGUACCUUCGUCGGACUCUCGACGACAGGCCACUUCCAUGUUCCAAAAACCCUUGUCUUCAAAAUGAGGCAUGGUGUGUAACCUUUCUUGCGAAAAGAAGUUUAAUUUAUACGAGAAAAAGAAAUCGUUUUUACAUCGACAGCUUAGCAAAUACCCUCGACUUGAAACGGAGACUUUUUGGAUUUUGAGAAUGGCUCGUAGGUGGAAGUACGAGCUUCUCUAUUUGACUUAUCUAAGCAAGGGUGCGAGCUCAAGAAAAUUCAUCAUGUUCUUCGUGUUUUGAUUGCGUAGGUUCAGGUAGCCUACGUGGAGAUUGAAAACUCAUUCCUUAGAUUUUGAGUCGUUUCAGAUUCCGUGCAACUGACUGCGGUGCGCUCAUGUCUAUUCCCAGGUCCGUGACAAGAAUAAUUUUUCCGCAGAUCAAUCUUUAUGUACCUUCUAACAUUCAUAAAAGACCGCUUCUGUGUAAAAUGUUUAUUAUGAUUAUUAUUAUCAUCAUUAUUAUUGUUGUUAUUAAUAUCACGAUUCUUUCCUUUUUUGCAGGAACCCCCUACGAUGUUUUCGGAGGAAUAUCAAGUAAGUUCUAAAGUUUGAAAAAAGUCGCGAGCCCUGACGCCAGCGCUUGAUUAAAAUGCUCUUAAUGGCUCAUUUAAUCAACGAAAACGGGAGAGUCGUUCUCCUUUCAUCUUAGGUACAUCAAUUCGUUUCUUAAAAAUAGCCCAAUUUUGAACUAAAUCAGUGCUUGAAACUGGUCGUGAGGUUAAACCUUUGUUCAAUAAGGUAUUGAAUUGCGUUAUAAUUGGCAAAAUGUGGCUGGAUUGGCGAACGCAAAGAAAAGACCAAAAGAUGCAAGAUCACCGUUUUUUGUCUUCCCAUGUUUAAUGCUGCGAAGGGAAUCAUUGAUUUAUUUUUACACCCUAAAAUCAGUAAGAGAAUUUUUUCAACAAGCAAGAGCUUCCUCAGUUUAGGAUCAUCUCCUUUACUCUCAUGACCUUCAUGUUUCGUUCAGGGGUGAUACUGUAAGAGGAAAUAAGAAGCCAGUCAUCCACAGGAGUUAAAGGGUUAAUGUGACACUGUUUAUUCAAUUUUCAAAUGAGACAUUUUAGUGGCGCUUAGAUGAAAUUAUUAAGUGUAGAAAACCCGGAUGUGAGCACGUUGGUUUGUCUUUUUUGGUUGUGUUCGCUCGUUCAAUUUUGGAUGGUCUCCUGUAUACGAUUGUAAAGCUUAUCUGGAAACUAAUACAGUCAAGAAUUGUUCCUAAUUUGGUUUUGGUGGAUAUUUUUUGGUAACGGGAACAGUUAAGCUGAAAUGCGUACUCUCUUACUAGUAAUAUUUUAGCUAAACCUUUUUGGUAUCAUAUCAACUGCACAGGUGGAGUCACUCUUGCAGUACUUUCCGGUGUUCGAUAAACUUAGGAAAGAAUUUUUCAUCGGUGAAAUGAUCUGGAAUUUCGCAGACUUCAUGACGCAACAAGGUGAGUUGAAACCUGGGGCCGAUCCAGAAUCUGUGAAAAGAGGGUCCUGACAAUCGCCAAAGAUGGUUGCCAGUUGCGUGGGAAGGGGGGAAGGGGGGAAGGGAAGGAGUUUAAGUCCUUGGAAAUGCAAUUUGGGACACUCUUGAGGCUAAGUCGGCGUGAAUUAGUGUGUUAAAAUCUUUAUCUAAAUCUUUCUCUCGCGCAUUUUUCAGCUAAAAUAUGAUUUUCAUUGUAGAUUGUACUCGCAAUUCUCACGGUUGGUGACUCUAUUUGACUCUAUUUUAAAAAAAGUUACCAUUUAAAGUAUUUAUUAGUUUUUGCAUUUUUUUUUUUAAAAUUGGUUAUUUUCGUAAUUGCGGGCUCGUGCGAAUCCCCUUACUUCUCCCCUUUAGAGUCGCCAAAGGAAACUGAGUCGCUGAGUUUGUAAUAAGGGAUGUAGACAAGAUGUUCCACUCAGAGUGAGGGAGAAGAAAGGGGGGGUAUAUUACACUCGGGUUUUUAAAGAAGCAUUAGGGAGCAUGCCAGGUUGUUCAUUGAUACAUAGUGUUAGAGACGCUCGUCAAAGAGGGAGGAGAGGGGCCACAUGCAUCACAGCUACGCCCUCAACUGGUUAUCUUUAAAUUUUUUUCUCAAUUGCAUCAAUUUUCAUUCCCCAUAAGGUACAACCCGUGUCGGGGGCAACAAGAAAGGAAUCCUUACACGUCAAAGGCAACCCAAGGCCGCUGCUCACUUGCUGCGCCAGCGAUAUCUCAACAUAACCCUCGAACAAGGCGGCACAAGGACUGGGGAUGAGUUACUGGACACCCUUCUUCGUUUUGAAAGUCGUAGUGCGGCAAAUAUAACACAACCCGCUGUGGAUAGGCUUAAUUAAGGACUGUCUAAGAGGUGUGUUUUAAGAGAGGAAAAACGGAAUGAACACU
Molecule: messenger RNA, 10502 nt
Organism: Pocillopora meandrina
Lineage: Eukaryota; Metazoa; Cnidaria; Anthozoa; Scleractinia; Pocilloporidae
Source: the annotation of a GenBank genome assembly